This is a messenger RNA of Pseudophryne corroboree (corroboree frog), 3111 nucleotides long. It is a transcript of the gene PTPRR, whose product is annotated as protein tyrosine phosphatase receptor type R. Gene Ontology annotation, cellular component: plasma membrane; cytosol; cell junction. The transcript is spliced from 14 exons. The record is from RefSeq and is a predicted model, not a curated record. The coding region runs from base 332 to 2317 and encodes 661 amino acids. Lineage: Eukaryota; Metazoa; Chordata; Amphibia; Anura; Myobatrachidae. Gene Ontology annotation, biological process: signal transduction; peptidyl-tyrosine dephosphorylation. Gene Ontology annotation, molecular function: protein kinase binding; protein tyrosine phosphatase activity.
CACUACUCCCCUAAGAGCCCUUGGCAGGGAAGCGCUCGCUGCCCUUUGUUAGAUGAGCAGAAGCUUCCUCAGCUCAGUUACACAGGAGCAGCCUCCGUAGCUGAGUGGCCGCCCGGGCACACGUGGUGGUAGUGCAGGCUGAGAGCUGCCGCCGGGAGCCUGGCACACUGCUGGGCACUGCUUGCAGCACAUUGCUGGGAGCACACUGCUAGCCACUGCUGUAAGCACACUGCUGGGAUCUUCCCGGGGAGCCUGGAGUACGCACAGCAUCUGGAAAAGACAGUACACACUGACCUGCCUGUAAGAUGCUGCUAUAAAUCAGGGGAUCGCUAUGACGGACGGUGUUACCAUGCAAAGGCGCUGCUGCUUUCCUGUGCUCUGCCUGCUACUCUUCACGACGGCCGAGUGCUUCUCUGGAGACAAUGAUCAUUUUUUGGCAAUCCGAGACAGGAAGAGUGGGAAGCCCAAAUUUAUUUACAGUCAUGUACAUGGUAUUAGAAAGAGCUUAGACCUGGAAAGGCAAAAGAUGCCUGAAUAUAACUUUCAUUCACCAACCAACAUUAAAGUCAGUAAAUUUAUUCCUGGCUUAUUAGUGAAAUCAUCUUUCCCUCAAUCACCACACGAUCAAGCUCUGAACUUGUUGGCUUCGGAAGAUCCAAAUAUUGAAGUAGAAAAUCGUCCCAUUCCACAAGCAAGUGUUAUUUUAGUGAUUCUGAAAAUGGAUGUGAACAAGCUGAAUACAACAUUGCUCCGGAAGUUCCGUCAGGGAGUCGCUGCAGCUCUAGGCUUGAUGCCACAGCAAAUUCACAUCAAUCGCCUCAAUGGAAAGAAGAACUGCGUUGAGCUCUUUAUUUCUCCACUAAACAAAAAGAUAGGUGUUCCAGAUACACUGCCUUCAGCAGAGGUUCUGCGUUCUCUCAAUCUGCAUACACUACACCAAAGAUUAUCCCAUUUUGGAAUAACUGAGGUCUCCCCAGAGAAAAAUGUUCUGCAGGGACAACAUGAGGCUGAUAAGAUAUGGACCAAAGAAGGUUUUUACACGAUUGUUAUCUUCCUCAGCACAUUUGUCAUAAUCGUCACAUGCUUAAUGGUACUCUACAGAUUAAAAGAAAAGAUCCAGUUUUCAUUGAGGCAGGACAAAAAAAAACAAGAAAUACACCUGUCCCCUCUCUCAGUUCAGCCCACACAGUCUGAGGCUAAACAUCUGAGCAGUAUGGUUCAUCCUGAGAACAUCCCAAAAGCUUUGAAUGUUAUUGUAGACCCACAGUGUCCAGGCACCUUUGAGAUUAAGCUUCCAAUUUCUGCAGGACCCUCCCCAUUUAAGAUGAAGCCUGUGGGCCUACAGGAAAGGAGAGGUUCCAAUGUGUCGCUUAGCUUGGACAUGAGUGGUUUAGGAAUGGUAGAACCUUUCAAUGUGGCUCCAACACCACGAGAAAAAGUAGCAGUUGAAUACUUGCAAACAGCCAGUCGUGUCCUGACCAGACAGCAACUCCAUGAUGUAGUUCAAAGCCCACAUCUGCUUCACACUGAAUUCAUGGAAAUACCAAUGAAUUUCAUGGAUCCCAAAGAAAUUGAUAUUCCAAGUCACGGAACCAAAAAUCGCUACAAAACUAUUUUGCCAAAUCCAGUAAGCAGAGUGUAUUUAAAACCAAAGAAUGCAAAGGAUUCAUUGAGCACCUAUAUAAAUGCUAAUUUUAUCCACGGCUAUGGGGGGAAAGAGAAGAAGUUCAUUGCUACUCAAGGACCAAUGAUUAACACAGUAAAUGACUUCUGGCAAAUGGUGUGGCAAGAAGAUGUCCCUGUGGUUGUUAUGAUCACCAAGCUGAAAGAAAAAAAUGAGAAAUGUGUUCUCUACUGGCCAGAGAAGAGGGGGAUCUAUGGAAAUGUUGAGGUGCUUGUUAACAGCGUCAAUGAACUUGAACAUUAUACCAUCCGAUCUCUCACCUUAAAGCAAGGAAGCCAAUCACGCACUGUUAAACAUUACUGGUACACCUCUUGGCCUGAUCACAAGACUCCAGACAGUGCUCAGCCACUACUUCAGCUUAUGUUGGAUGUAGGAGAUGACAAAGAAAUGUUUGCUGGAAGAGGUCCUGUGGUAGUGCAUUGCAGUGCUGGAAUUGGAAGAACUGGCUGUUUUAUCGCUACAUCCAUUGGCUGCUGUCAGAUGAAGGAAGAAGGAGUUGUAGAUGUAUUAAGCAUUGUAUGCCGGCUAAGAAUGGACAGGGGAGGAAUGGUUCAAACAAGUGAACAAUACCAGUUUGUGCACCAUGCCCUGAGUCUUUAUGAGAGUCGACUCUCCGCAGAAAUGGUCCAGUGAACGUCUGGGAAUCGGAUUUCUAAUGAUGAUUUUAGGUAAUUAUUUAAAUUACCGACCAGCAGUUUCUUCAAGAAGCGAAGUAGGCUCCUUGGAAAGCAAGAAUGUAGCGAGAACAUGGAAGAUUUGGUGGAACGUUUGACACAAUUACAGUAGAUGGACAGUAAUGUGUCACUGAAUGUACCUGUGAUGCAAGUUUCUGCAAAAAGCAAUGGGCGGUAUAGAAGCUGUACAUGGAAUUUACAUAUGUAACUGAAAGGUGGAUAUACUUUUGAAAUACGAUUAUCUACCAGAAAGUAUGUACAGUAUGUACUACUGUUCCAGGCACAGUGGAUAUUUAAGGAUUAUUCAGUGUAUAACAAAUAAACGUUUGCAAACUGUGUGUCUUGUAAAUGGACUGUGAAAUGUCACUCUGUUAAGUGCUAUUACUUAUUAUGUGGUGAAUUUGUUUCUUGCCCACAUAAGAUUAUUGCUGCUAGUGUUACGAGUAAUAUGUUUAUUUUUAAUGAAAUAAUAUUUCUUUGUUUAUUUUCUAAACUGUUUCAGAAACAGUGACUAUUUUAUAUGGAGAUGUGUUUUUGUUCUAUUAGCAAUUGUGAAUUUCCAACAGGAUAUUUAAAAGGAGCACAAUGUACUUUUAAUCAGUUGAUAUGCAUUUGCUGUAUACUGUGGGUUGUACUACUUGCUGCGCCUCUUCUAAACUUUGUGUCUUUGUAAAUCAUGUGAGUUAUUUUACCUGAGAACUUUAUAGCAUAUAUUAAAACUGCAAGGAAUAAAAUUAUUGUCUACAGUCCAAA